Molecule: messenger RNA, 366 nt
Organism: Ilex paraguariensis (yerba mate)
Lineage: Eukaryota; Viridiplantae; Streptophyta; Magnoliopsida; Aquifoliales; Aquifoliaceae
Source: the annotation of a GenBank genome assembly
AUGGGAGAAUCCACAAUUAGUGCCAUUGGGUUCUCUGCAUUCAAUCAGACCAGUGGGCAAGGAGGCGUUAGGGCUAGUUUUGUUGGCCCUAAAAUGCUAGGCAACGUCUAUGGAGGCACCCACAGUUGGGUUGGCGACGCCUCGAGGGCUAGGAGUGUUGAGGGAGUCGCUGGUUUGGGCAUAACUUUCGAUGGCGUAGGCGUUGGCUCACGGGGAUCUGGUAAGGCUUGCGGCAAAGCCUCAGGGAGGCGAAGGACUCCAUCGGGUGAAGCCCAGGCAACGCAAGGUGAGGCCCAGGCGACGCCAGCUGGGCAUUGGGCGCAGUGGGUUACGCUAGAGACGGAGGUGGUGCCGACUGGGCGUUAG